Messenger RNA from Gigantopelta aegis, 357 nucleotides. Its product is annotated as coiled-coil domain-containing protein 177-like. The transcript has 3 exons. The record is from RefSeq and is a predicted model, not a curated record. The coding region runs from base 1 to 357 and encodes 118 amino acids. NCBI's taxonomy places the organism in Eukaryota, Metazoa, Mollusca, Gastropoda, Neomphalida, Peltospiridae.
AUGGAAGAAAUUGUAGAGACACAACCUCUGUCAAGAAGUCAUUCGGGUGAUACCUGGACAUUUUUUGACAGCGUGGUUAAAGAUACGUGUGGCAGUGUCUCAAUUACUCAUACUCCACUGAAGCUGGAUCUGUACAACUUCGAGGAACCCCAGUAUGAAGGCAGCAAGUUCGUACUGACGAGUCCGCGGUCACUUGAAGCAUGUUCACGGCUGGGGACAAAGCCUGUGGAUCUCUUUUACAAACCUCUGGCAGAGUUUCAGGAGGAACUGCUACCUCAAGAUAUUCCUCUGAGAACCAUCUAUAACAUUUACGAUGAGCAAGAGCAAACCAGACUGAGUCAGUUCAAUUUAGUUUGA